Messenger RNA from Tarenaya hassleriana, 382 nucleotides. RefSeq lists its product as uncharacterized. The coding region runs from base 2 to 361 and encodes 119 amino acids. Lineage: Eukaryota; Viridiplantae; Streptophyta; Magnoliopsida; Brassicales; Cleomaceae. The transcript has 3 exons. The record is from RefSeq and is a predicted model, not a curated record.
UAUGAUGGUGAUGAUCGUCGGGUGCACGACACUUGUCACCGAGACAGAAGCGAAGCCGUCGUCGUUCGAGGAUUGUUACAAAAAUUGUAUGGGUGGAUGCAUAAAAAGGCAGCCCUUUUCGUUCUUCAAGUGUCCGAAAAUUUGCGCAUUGGAGUGCAAGAAUCACGAGAAUGCUCCGAGUCCUUCUUCUCCUUCUCCUUCUUCAGCCAUUCAUGCAGAUGACGAUCAAUCUUCCGCGCUGAAAUGCGAGAUCGAUUGUGUUACUUCUCGUUGCGCCGGCCUCACCAAGAAACCAAACCCUAAUGACGAUGAGAUUGAGGCCUGCUUUCAUUCCUGCUUUUCCACAUGCAAAAAGAAUUGAUGCGACGAUAGUAUUUACAUG